AUGCAAUUCGACUUUCUUUUCACGCCGCCGCCGCCGCCGCCGCCGCCGCCGCGUCCCUCCCCGGGAGCUUUUUUUAGGGCUACCUCUCAUCACCGCUUCCUCUUCGUCGCCGCCGCCGCCGCACGGAACGCCGAUCGCGGCGAAGGUGUCGCGGUGGAUGAGAUCGCCGACGACCUUCGACCUUCGGACGGUUCACGGGGUAUUAUUCUUCUGUCCUGCAAACCAUCUCGAUAUAAGUUUGUUCGUAUUUUGUUUGGGUCUCAACAUUUCCAAUUUCGAUCACAAUUGAGACAACUCACAAAAGUUGUCCAUCGGCGCACGGCUUCGUCGCGCAGGUCGAUCGCCCACCACAGGUCUUCGUCGGUCGCACCUGCGGAUGUACCCAAGCACCGCCCUUGGAACCACGCCUCGAAAACCCCGCCGUCUUCGUUCUCCCGCUUGACGGCCUCCACGCCCAUGAUCCCGACGACGCGACGCUUCAACGCCUCGAACUUGACAGUCGUCGCGUCGUCGUCGCCGUCGGUCACCUGCACGACGUUGUUCGGUUCUCUCUUCCCUUUCGUCCCCCCGCGUUGGUUCGAGGUCGACGCGGCAUCUGCAGACAUCUGCGGGGACGAGAAGGACCGGGGACGAGAAGCACAGGGUAAGUAUCCGCGCGCGCGGCGUCGGUCGGCGACGACGUCGCGCGCGCUCGAUCGCGGAUCUCAUCCCCGACAGAAAAAAGCGUUUCGCGUUUUCCGAGGAAACGCGCGCCGUCGCGCGCGCGCUUAUUCGCUUCGCUCGCGCGCGGUCGGGCGGGCGGGCGGGCGCGGAGGGGGAAGGCGAGGGCGAUACGCACCUUGA
This is a messenger RNA of Micromonas pusilla CCMP1545, 843 nucleotides long. RefSeq lists its product as uncharacterized. Lineage: Eukaryota; Viridiplantae; Chlorophyta; Mamiellophyceae; Mamiellales; Mamiellaceae. The coding region runs from base 1 to 843 and encodes 280 amino acids. The transcript has a single exon. The record is from RefSeq and is a predicted model, not a curated record.